This is a messenger RNA of Macrosiphum euphorbiae (potato aphid), 1422 nucleotides long. The record is from the annotation of a GenBank genome assembly. NCBI's taxonomy places the organism in Eukaryota, Metazoa, Arthropoda, Insecta, Hemiptera, Aphididae.
AUGGACAAUAGUGAAAUAAAAGUUAUUUUAUCCGAGAGAGGAAAAGAAUUAGCCAAUGUUGGUACUUUUAAGUACAGAUUUAUUGGAUCGAUUAAAAAAGGCGAGUUAUUAAAAUGGCGAUGCACAAAAAAUAAUUGUACAGCUAUGAUUUAUUCUGGACCAGAUAAAAAUAUCGUUAUUAAAUCAAGUGGACAACAUAAACAUAAAGGAAAUUCACCUAAUAAAUUAGAAAGGCAAGUAUUACGUGAAAAUUGUAAAAGACGUGUUGAAGAGUCACUAUCAACUCAACCUUUAAAGUUGAUUAGAAGUGAACUUUUAAAUAAACAAUCUUCAAUUGUUCAUAAAGAUUUAAAAACGGUUCGUAAAGCUAUGUACGAUAGACGACGAAAAGUACUUCCCAAAUUGCCUAAGUCACCGGAAGACGUUUUUUUACAGUUGAAUUUAAUGAAAACUCAAGAUGAUUUUAAGUUUCGUGGACAACCAUUCAUACAUAUUCCCGAAGACAAUAGUUUUGUAUGCAUUACUUCUGAUUUCAACCUACUAUUUAUGAUUAAGCAUGAUUGUAUUGAUUUUUUCGCCGAUGGUACAUUUAAUUACUCACCCAAAUAUUUUGAACAACUAUAUACUAUUCAUGGAUAUAAAAAUGGCUAUUAUUUGCCGUUGGUUUAUUUUUUUUUAUUUAAAAAAUCAAAAGAUACAUAUAAAAAAAUGUGGAUAUUCCUACAAAACUUAUGUGUUGAAUAUACAGGAAGUCAGUUCAUAUUAAAAAAAUUACACGUUGACUUUGAAAAGGCAGCCCACCAAGCCGCGUAUGAAGUUUUUGAAAAUGUACAAUUAAUAGCUUGUCGAUUUCAUUUAGGACAAUCAUGGUGGCGAAAAAUAAACAGCGAUUCUAUUCUCAGAAUAGCCUAUAAAAAAGAAAACGACGAACUAGGAAAUUGGCUUAAGAGUUUUUUUGGGUUAGCUUUUUUACCUAAUCAUGAAGUAGCCGAUGCAUUCGUCGAACUCAUGAGUGUCUGCCCAAAUGAUAAAGUUUGCUCAGAAUUUAGCGAUUAUGUUUUCAAUAAUUAUAUAGAUGAUGAAUCUCCAUUUCCCCCAAAUAUAUGGGCUAAAGAACCUAUGUUUGAUCCAAGGACAACCAACGCUGUUGAAAGUUUUCAUAGAACUUACAAUUCGCAAUUUUAUAAGUCUCACCCACACAUACACUUGGUAAUUAUGGUUUUACAAGAAACGCAAGCUGAAACGAUGACAAAAAUUCGGUCAAUUGAAACCGACAGUUAUAAAAGUAUGAGCUUUAUUGAAAUGCAAAAAAUUAAUGCAACUAUAAUGGCUUACGAUGAAUAUUUAAGAAAUAAAUGUUCUAAAGAUUUACUAAAAUAUUUAUUAAAAGUGGGAAACAAGUAUUUAGGGAUACCACUUUAA